Molecule: messenger RNA, 1038 nt
Organism: Vairimorpha ceranae
Lineage: Eukaryota; Fungi; Microsporidia; Nosematidae
Product: atpase involved in dna repair
Exons: 1
Coding region: 1-1038 (345 amino acids)
Source: RefSeq, a predicted model, not a curated record
AUGACAAAAGAAUACAGGUGUAAAAAUACAAAUACAGAAAAUAUUGAUCAGAUCAAUAUUGUAAGUAAAUAUAUUACAAGUUCAUUUGGCAGGUCUGAAGUAUCUCAUUUUGCUAAAUUUAAUCAUAAAUUUCCACAGUACAGAAAUUCAGAAGAGAUUAUUACUGUAAUUUUAAAUUAUGAUAAACUUAUUAUUAAUAAUGAUACUGUAUUUAUCACUACAGAUAUGUCUAAUAUUAGAAAAUACUGUGAUAGUAUUUAUAAAUCUAUUACCAAUAUUCCUAAAGGUUCAUUUGUAUCUUUUAUUUUUCAUGGUGUACUUGGUAGAUCUAUAACAGUAAGUUUAGUAGAUAUGUUUAUUAAUCAAAUAGGAUGUAAAGGUUUACUUAUACAGCCCUAUUCUUUAAAUAUGUGUAUAGGAUUAGGAAUACAACAUUGUAUUCUUGUUGAUGAAUACUCCACACAUACAAAUGUGUAUAUUGUAGAUGACUAUGUACUACAUGACUGUUUUACUGUUAAAAAAAGUAUAAAUUAUAGUGUUAGUGUGUGUUUACCUGAUGAUCAAGAUUAUGUAGAAGAUUAUCAGAAGCUUAGAAUGAUAGAAGAUAUUCCUUAUUACGGAUGUAAGAUAUGUGAUUAUAAAUCUAAAGUGCUGUUUAAAGUACAAGAACAUUUAAAAAUAAAUCACUUUUUUAGUGAGAAUGAUAAAAAUAUGAUAUUUAAAUAUGAAAAUAAUCAUGAAGAUUGUAUUCAAGAGAUUGUAAAAAGACUUAGAUUUUUAUACUUUAAUUUAGAAAGACUUAAAAGAAUGAAUAUAAGAGUAGUACAUAAUAAUUAUAAUAAUAUUAAUGAUUUAUGUGAACAGUUAAAAUUUUUAUACAAUAAUGUGAUACCAAUACAAGCAGAUGAUAGUGUAAUUUUUAAAGGGAAUGAAUUAUUUAAUACACUUGAACUUAGUAAAGAGUGUUGGAUAACCGAUAAAGAAUGGAAUGCAGGAAAAUUAAGAGUUUUAAAAGAUAAGAUUUUAUUUAACUUGUAA